AUGGAGCGUUCAAGUCGCCGAGAUCGUUCACAUGAAUCCGAUGAAGAUCCAAGCAGUGAUACGGGUAGCAAUACACGGCUACGCAGUCGUCGCAUGCGAGAUACACGCAGCUCCACAGCCGAUUCCACUUCAGAUGGUGCCGAUACGGACGCGAGCUCGGCUGGUCAGAACGCAGACGCUCCUCAGCGUCGACAGCGACAUUGCAAUAGCACACGAAAGACGUCAGAAGAGCCACGCAAAAAGUCUGCGCGUAACGUGGAGGAGCAACAGUUGUUGCAGUUGGGGGAUGACGAGGACGAGGAGGAGGAGGAGGAGGAGGAAGAGGACGUGAAAGAUACUGCCAAGGUGAAGGAGGACGAUAGAGGACGCGAACGCUCAAUGUCUAUUGCAUCCAAUAAGUCAUCGACCUCCUCAUCUUCUCUGGUCUCGGAGCAAAUGACAGGAGAGCAACAACGUGCACGACUUGAUCAGCAAGUGGCGGAGCUGGAGCAGAAGAAGAAAAUGGUCGAGGAUGGAACUCUUGCCGAGUUCUGCCGUCGUGUGGCUGCAUUUAAAGAAGAACGCAACCGACUAUUGCAGACAGCAGAGUUGCAUAAGAAUCUACAGCUCAAGAACGGACAAGAUCUUUACCAAUUUGAGGUACAGCGUGCUCAUCAUUUGUGGCAGCACGAUCGCAAAAAACUCCAGGAAGAACUGCUGACCAAAGUAGAUGCUUUUAUGGCCAAGCUCCAGGUAGAGAUGAAGGCGCUGUCCGAGCCUGGGGUCAGGAUUUCCGGUGCCUGCAAAAAGCCUCCGCAGAAACAAGACGUGCAAAAAUCAUAUACCGAGAAGCCCUCUGUGUAUGUUACUGUUAUUAAGGACGACAAGGGUAAGAGUCAAUCGGCAACUGAACCCCAGCAGGAGGAGGGCGAAGUGCUAGAGCCAUCAUUAACGAUAAAAGGAGCUCCGGUGGUCAAGCGACGCAAAAUGGACCCGCUAAUGAAUGCAGAACCGAUCGAUAUGUCAAAGUUGCUCUCAGUUGAGGUGGUGCGCUUGCCGUUCGACGAAGCCAGUGCCGACAUUACAGCUAUCGUUGGCGAACGUAAGGAAGCGGCAAAAUCUACGGUUGAACGUUUACCGAACAAAGGCAAUCUGCCUUUCAAGCUUGAGCGACGACGGUUAUUUUGCGGCAAGUAUAUAUUCGAGGAUGGAGACGAAGUGCAAGUUUCGAUGCCGCUCGUGCAUGAAGACUACACGGGCACCGUUUCGUCGAUCACGGAUGAUGCAAUCUACAUCAAGCUGGCAUCAGGCCAAAAGGCGCGCAUCUUCCUGCCGCAUCUCGAGCGUCGCCGCUGUGAGCUCAAACCAUUACUACGUGGCAUUCCGUCCACGGGCAGCUUGCACAGCAUGGGUUGGUCCGAGUAUGAUACGUUUUACUAG
Molecule: messenger RNA, 1419 nt
Organism: Peronospora farinosa
Lineage: Eukaryota; Oomycota; Peronosporomycetes; Peronosporales; Peronosporaceae
Source: the annotation of a GenBank genome assembly